This is a messenger RNA of Carya illinoinensis, 1058 nucleotides long. RefSeq names its product cell division topological specificity factor homolog, chloroplastic-like. The transcript has 2 exons. The record is from RefSeq and is a predicted model, not a curated record. Bases 156 to 836 code for a protein of 226 amino acids. NCBI's taxonomy places the organism in Eukaryota, Viridiplantae, Streptophyta, Magnoliopsida, Fagales, Juglandaceae. Gene Ontology annotation, biological process: regulation of division septum assembly; chloroplast fission; cell division.
UCAAAGGUGUAGAUGGCGUCGUUUUGUCCGCUACUGUGAAAUCGGUACCCAGCACCUGAGCCCUCCGCAAAACGAAGAUUCCGAGUAAAGUGAGCGCAGGCACACAAAAAUCCUAGGUGGGAGAGAGAGACAGAGCAGUCGGGAGCUUCAAAACGAUGGUGAUUUCUGGGGAUUUGAGUGUCUCCGCAACACUGGGCUCCUACCCUAUGCACCCUCUUCGAACCUCAUUACGUCCUUCGAAGGUAGAGUUCUCUGGUUUCCUAAAUAGAGGAUCAAGCAUCUGUGAAGUUGUACCCAAAUGGCCCAGCAUGGUACUUGAUAACCGCAACAUGCGUGGUCAUCCCAAGGAAAUUUCUGGUGUCACUGGAGAUUAUAAGCUUUCGCCGAAGUCCAUCAGUCAAGAAUCUGAGAGCUUCCUCCUUGAUGCCAUUAACAUGAGCUUCUUGGAACGUUUAAACUUGGCUUGGAAGAUAAUGUUCCCAUCACCAGCAUCUAGAAAGAGCUCUAAUGCCAGGAUUGCCAAGCAGCGCUUGAAGAUGAUUCUCUUCUCUGAUCGAUGUGCAGUGAGUGAUGAGGCAAAAAGGAAGAUUGUCAGCAACAUUGUGCGGACUUUAUCAGAUUUUGUGGAGAUAGAAUCACAGGACAAAGUUCACCUCAGUGUUUCUACCGAUUCAGACCUUGGAACCAUAUAUUCUGUCACUGUGCCUGUACGACGGGUGAAACCUGAGUAUCAAGAUUUGGACGAGGUUGGAGCAAUAACAAAUAUAGAGUACAAAGAUACUGGAGAGAGUUCAGGUUCUGUUGAUGUUAGGUUUGAUUUCUUCAUUCCAGAUUAAAGGUCAUAAUGACUUCAGAGGCCCAAAAAAAGUCAAAUAAUAAUCACCGGUAUCAAAGGUGGUUCCUCGUUGAAUCCACAGCCGGUGAGCCAACUUUGACAUUUGUAAAUAUAUGUGACUUCCUUAAACAAGAUCGAAAGUUUUGCUGCUUUCCAGUUUGUGAUUAGUUUGAUGUUUGGCAUAAUGAUUCUAUUGCAUGCUAAUCUGGUUAUCGGAUGUUCA